Effrenium voratum is the source of this 1955-nucleotide messenger RNA. NCBI's taxonomy places the organism in Eukaryota, Dinophyceae, Suessiales, Symbiodiniaceae. The record is from the annotation of a GenBank genome assembly.
AGAUUUCUUGGCUCAUAUCAUGGAAGCUUUAAAGAGAACAUCGUCAGUGGCAGUCGUUGGGCCGCAGGCGAAAUCAAACCCAUGGAAUGCAGCUGUUUGUUUGAUUCGGCUUUUUUGGUGGGACAGUGAUUGGAGGUGCCGAGCAGAGGCAUUUGCUCGUAUAGCAGCUGUGAUCGGUGUCCAACUUUUCCGCGGGAAGUCGCGCAUCUGGCUUUCCCAAGUGAAGCGCAAGCAGCUUCAGCAUCUUCUCUCUGGGUCUCUAGAUCGGUGGGUGGUUGCGAAGACUGUGCUUCAGUACUUGGCCGCAAUACUGGUUCUGAGUCCUGUCAGCAGGCUCUACUACCGACUUUUCCGUGGUCUUCGCCUACAGUGGGAAGGUCACCUCACAAAGCAUUUUCUAGGCAAAUUUCUGGAGGCCCAGUGCUUCGGGCAUAGGGCCAGACGUGAGGAGGAGCACGACGAUCGGAAUCCGGAUCAACGAAUUGCGGCCGACGUUGGCAAAUUCACGUCCUUGGCGACCAUUUUGGCUUUGGAUGGUUUUCAGGCGCUGGUGGAUCUUUAUUUCUAUUCGCGCUUGCUGUGGACCCUGUCUCCCGUCCUGUCGCGCCUUGCCGUGUUUGCCGCCACCUUCGGCACGCUCCUAACCCAGUGGCUGGGUCGAGAGUUGCCCGCCUUGUACUCUGCGGAGCGCGCCGCUGAUGGCAUGUUCAUCUAUGUGCUCACGCGGAUGCGGGAAAAUGCGGAAUCCAUUCUUUUCUUCGGCGGCGAAGGGCGCGAGGUCCAGCGGGCCGAGGGAGCCUUGCAGGAGCGGCAGGCGAGCGAGUGGAAGCGCCUGGCUGCCAAGGAUGUGGUGCAGCUGGUCCAGGAUCAAUAUCGACAGGCUUUGAGCCUGAGCCCCUCCUUGGUCUUGGUACAGGUCGCCGGUGUGGCACAGGAUGCGGCUCUUCUGAACCAGGCGAACGAGGCCUUUGACGCGGUGGUCAGGGCCCUGCUGCUGGUGGCCGACAAUUGCUCGGACUUCUCGCGGCUCAGCGCGGUGGCGCUGGAGCUGCACAGCUAUCACCUGGAGCAGCUGGAAGAUCCGGCGGAGACGUCGAGGAUUCGUAUCCAGGCCGUGGGGAAGCAGGAGCCGUGGCUGGAAGUGAAAGGCCUGACGCUGUGCCUGGCGGAUCGCACCUUGGUGAAGGAUUUGUGCUUCGAAGCUCCGGCGAGCGGGGGCUUGCUCAUCUCCGGGCCCAGCGGAGCGGGGAAGACCACGCUCCUGCGCGCCCUCGCGGGCUUGUGGCACAAAGGCACGGGGGAGAUCAAGCGUGAAAUGCGAGAAGGCCACGUCCUCUUCUUGCCGCAGAGGCCGUAUAUGAGCUUGGGCACCCUACGAGAGCAACUGCUGUAUCCAAACCCAAAGGUGGCAGCUGAUGAUGCCUAUCUACACGAGGUGCUGCUGUCGGUGGGGCUGCAGGGCGUGCUGCAGCGCCUGGCCGGCGACUUGGACGCGGUGCGGCGCUGGGACGAGCAGCUCAGCGUGGGGGAGCAGCAGCGCCUCAGCGUGGCGCGGCUUUUGGUGCAGCGCCCCAGCUACGCCUUGGUGGACGAGGUGACAUCGGCCAACGACCCCCACCACGAAGCACCUAUGCCGCCAGAAUCGGACAUUUGGGCGGAUGAAGGUUAGCACGGCUCAACCAGAAAUCGGUGCGAUCCGCCCCUCAAGACAUCUCUACAUGCUUCUGAAUAAGGCCACUUCAGAGGGAAAAGGCAGGUUUUCAGUAGUCCUCUCAGUCGCUCUUCUUUGGCUCGAACUGACAGGAAGAGAUGAUCUACAAUUGCCUUGCGUCCACGUGCCGGGCAUUCGUAUCUGUCGGUCAUCGCCAGAGCUUGGAAGCCUUCCACGCUUGGAACUUGCGACUGGAGGGUGAUGGCAAAUGGACGCUGAAAAGAAUCGGCGAGAAAAGAUAGAA